CCUGACCUCUUACCGUCUGCUGUAUACUUUUCAGGGAAACUAGGUUCUAACACCAAGACCUCAAGAUGGGAGAUGAAGAGAAAAGGAACAGGGCCAUCACUGCCCGCAGGCAGCACCUGAAGAGUGUCAUGCUCCAGAUAGCUGCCACUGAACUAGAGAAAGAAGAAAGCCGCCGUGAAUCAGAGAAAGCCAACUACCUGUCUGAGCACUGCCCACCCUUGCACCUGCCAGGGUCUAUGUCUGAAGUACAGGACCUGUGCCGGCAGCUACACGCCAAGGUCGAUGCAGCUGAAGAAGAGAAGUACGAUAUGGAAAUGAAGGUUCAGAAAAGCACCAAGGAGCUGGAAGACAUGAACCAGAAACUCUUUGACCUUCGGGGCAAGUUCAAGAGGCCUCCUCUGAGGAGGGUGCGGAUGUCCGCUGAUGCCAUGCUGAAGGCACUGCUGGGCUCCAAGCACAAGGUGUGUAUGGACCUGAGGGCCAACCUGAAGCAAGUGAAGAAAGAGGACACUGAGAAGGAAAGGGACCUUCGUGAUGUGGGUGACUGGAGGAAGAACAUUGAAGAAAAAUCUGGAAUGGAGGGCAGGAAGAAGAUGUUUGAGACUGAGUCCUAGGCCUGCCUGCCCACCUGCCUGCAACUGCCCACUGGCUUGCCCACUCAACCGUCCACCUCCCAAGCCUCCUCCCUCCACCGCAGCCCUAUUUAUUCUAGGCUCAUUUCUCCCGCUCCUUUGCCAAGGCCAGCCCUUCACUCAGCCCCUCAAAACCCGGCUCCUCGCCCUGCCCUGUGGCCCCAAGGACCCCUGCACAGGCUCAACUCUGCUUGGCUGCACUUUUCCAAAGGGCCCAAGCCAGUGAGAGG
Trichosurus vulpecula (common brushtail) is the source of this 862-nucleotide messenger RNA. RefSeq names its product troponin I2, fast skeletal type (gene TNNI2). The transcript has 8 exons. Gene Ontology annotation, biological process: muscle contraction. Gene Ontology annotation, cellular component: troponin complex. Bases 66 to 614 code for a protein of 182 amino acids. NCBI's taxonomy places the organism in Eukaryota, Metazoa, Chordata, Mammalia, Diprotodontia, Phalangeridae. The record is from RefSeq and is a predicted model, not a curated record.